AUGGCAGGCUACAACUAUAGUGCAUUUAAUCGCAUUCCAGAAAGCGAUUUGGUCAGAAUUGGGUUCAGAGAAAGUGACUUUUUGGAGAAAGCACAUUGCCGCACUUGCAUUCAAAAAUCAGCAGCAACGUUGAUACCAUUCAUAGCUGGAUAUGUUUACUUCAAAGAAUUCCAACUUAAAUAUGGGCACUACCCUAUUUUAAGAGCUGCCCAUAUGCUGCAGAAUAUGGGACUUAGACAAGCCGUUCAUUGGGCUUUACCAGCUCUUGCUUUUACUGUUGGGUUUUGGUGGCUUGAACUCUCAUAUAAUAGAUGUGUGCUUGGAAUUCAAGGAGCAGAGCCUCUCCCUGAUCAGUUGAUAAAGAGAAAGUAA
This is a messenger RNA of Blepharisma stoltei, 372 nucleotides long. The record is from the annotation of a GenBank genome assembly. Lineage: Eukaryota; Ciliophora; Heterotrichea; Heterotrichida; Blepharismidae.